This is a messenger RNA of Nycticebus coucang (slow loris), 4914 nucleotides long. It is a transcript of the gene SCN4B, whose product is annotated as sodium voltage-gated channel beta subunit 4. NCBI's taxonomy places the organism in Eukaryota, Metazoa, Chordata, Mammalia, Primates, Lorisidae. The transcript has 5 exons. Gene Ontology annotation, biological process: regulation of ventricular cardiac muscle cell membrane repolarization; regulation of sodium ion transmembrane transporter activity; cardiac muscle cell action potential involved in contraction. The coding region runs from base 2230 to 2859 and encodes 209 amino acids. The record is from RefSeq and is a predicted model, not a curated record. Gene Ontology annotation, cellular component: voltage-gated sodium channel complex; membrane. Gene Ontology annotation, molecular function: sodium channel regulator activity; transmembrane transporter binding.
CACCCUCCCCCAGGCUUUCUUGUUCUGGAGCCUCCCACACAUGGCUGGCAGGCCUUCAUCACAGCCUGCUGGGAGGGCUGUGUCCUGGAGAAGCCCUGGCUAGGCCACUGUCUGUGAUAACUUGAGCAGGGCUCUGGACUCCGUGGAAACCAUUUCUGUCAUUUUCGUUGUUCCUUCCAGGCUAUCAGGAAAUGGCCGUGGUUCCCUGGGAGAGUCCUGAGUGUAUGAGAGUUAAGUCACUCACACAGACACACACAAAAAUGAGGCAGAAAUGUGUACUGUGUCACGAUCCAGACUUUUAUUUUUAUUUAUUUUUUUUGGACAGAGUCUCACUAUGUCGCCCUGGGUAGAGUGCUGUGACAUCACAGCUCACAGCAACUCAAACUCUUGGGCUCAAGCGAUUCUCUUGCCUCAGCCUCCCAAGCAGCUGGGACUACAGGCGCCCGCCACAAUGCCUGGCUAUUUUUUGGGUUGCAGUUGUCAUUGUUUAGUGGGCCGGGCUGGGUUCCAACCGCCAGCCUCGGUGUAUGUGGCUGGCGCCCUAACCACUGAGCUAAAGACGCCAAGCCAUGAUCUGGACUUUAAAGAAAUAGUGUUCUCUUCUCUGCUUCUUCUCUGCUUCUAUUUAAGGCAAUCAAAAAGAUUUCCCUUUUGAUGUACGUCCUUUUGUGCUCUUCAAGAUCUCAUUCUGGCUGGGGUUGGGGAGGGGAAAAUGGCCACUGAUUUGAGUCCCUUCAUUUUGUCCAGGACCCUGGUUCCUGGAACCUGAGUGCUGAUGAACACUGGAGUGGGAGCCAGUGUGCUCUUUGGAGUCCUGAGGGAGGCCAGUGGGUAGCAGGAAGCUGCCUGGUUAGGGAUCUUCCCUGUCUCUGGCCCUGCACCCUGAUCCUUAGUGAACGGGGACUUUGGAAGGUGGGAAGCAGAGCUUUAAAGCUGGCCCCAGGCUGGAGGGUGGAUCCUGUGUCUGGCUUUUGUCCCUGACCUCUGGGGUAGGAAGGCAUUGGGGCGGCAGAUGUAAAAGGGACCCGGAGCUCGAAGUUUCAGAUAAACCCUAACAGCGCUGUUCUCUUGGAGAUGCAAACUCGGAAUGCUGCUAAUUCCACUCACUGGGUGUGUGGCCUUGAGCAAAGUAAUCUCUUUGAGUCUGUUUCUUUAUUUAUUGGGGACAGAAAUAGUAACUACCUUAUAGGAUUCUUAUGAGAGUUAAAUGAGAUUGUAUAUAAAGUGCCUGUCCUAUCUUAUAAUAAGUGCUCAGUCCCAGGUUCAACAUUUAUGAUGUGGACCUAGACAAAUCAAUUUAACCUCUCUGAGCCCCAAUUUCAUCAUUGGUAAAAGGGCAAACAUCAUACCUACCUUUUGGGAUUCUAAUGCAUGUUGGAGUUAAUGUAUAUAAACUUUACAGUGAUUCUCACAGUGUGAUCCUUGUGCACAGCAUUCCCUGGGAGCUUUUUAGAGAUGUGAACUCUCAGGCUCAGACCUACUGAUUCAGAAACUCAAGCAGUUGGGCAGGGCUCGCUGGAACUGCCCGCCUAGUGGUUUGGAAACCACAGCUCUAGAGCGAUUCCUACAUAGGAGUUGGCUAAGAGAUGAGGGCUAAUUGAAAUAAUUUCCCAGUGUUCACUGGAGUCCUGGAGAGGAAAUUUGGUUCUCUUGUUGACCUUAGGCAAGUUACCUAAUCUCUCCAGGCAUCUGUAAUAUGGAGCUAUAACAGAAUGUCACUAUAACAGAAUGUAUAGGAUGUGAGGAUCAAAUGUGCCUGGCACAUAGUAAAUGCUCAAUGUUCCUGCCUUUAUCAGCAGCGGUGGGGGUCUGAUGGGGUUACUGGACCCCAGGGGGAGAUUUUGGGCCGGAGGUGUGAGCGCUCCACUUUGCUGUUAGAAGCAGUUGAGAGGGCAGGGCUGCCAUCUCUGCUGGGAGUUCCUUCUCUGCCAUUUAAAAAGCACCCUCAGAUGCAUCAUUAUUAUCUUGUGAUGCAGCAUGAGAGAAUUAAAUUAGACAAUAGAGGGCCUUCCUGAGAGUGAGGAUGAGAAGGGGCUGGCCCUAGGGGCAAGGAGAGGUAGACAUCGAGUUCUGGACUCACCCCAAGCUCCAGCAACCUUGAGGGGAGCAGGGUUUCCUUGAGGAAUCUGCGGGAAGGAGGAAGAACCGGGUCCUCUCACAAGGACUCGCGAGGAUGGGUCCAAGGCGGCGUGGAAACUCCUCGCUCCGCGGAGAGGGCCGUGGAGACAGAUGAGCCGCGGAGGAGGCCUCUUCCUGCUCCCCGUGUCCCUGUCGCUGGAGGUGUCUGUGGGAAAGUACCCUACCAUCUACGCUGUCAAUGGCACCGAGAUCCUGCUGCCCUGUACCUUCUCCAGCUGCAUCGGCUUCCGGGACCUCCAAUUUCGGUGGAUCUACAACAACAAGACUAUCAUAGACGGGAUUGUGAAGAAUGAGAAAUCUGACCCCAAGGUGACAUUUAAAGACGAUGAACGCAUCACUCUGGAGGGCUCCACCAAGGAGAAGAAGAACAACAUUUCCAUUCUGCUGAGGGACCUGGAGUUCAGUGAUACAGGCAAAUACACCUGUCACGUGAAGAACCCCAAGGAGAAUAAUCUUGAGCACAAUGCCACCAUCUUCCUCCAAGUCGUUGAUCAGUUGGAGGAAGUGGACAACACGUUGACACUCAUCAUCCUAGCUGUCGUGGGCGGGGUCAUCGGGCUCCUCAUCCUCAUCCUGCUCCUGAAGAAACUUAUCACCUUCAUCCUCAAGAAGACUCAGGAGAAGAAGAAGGAAUGUCUCGUGAGCUCCUCAGGGAAUGACAACACGGAGAAUGGGUUGCCUGGCUCCAAGGCAGAAGAGAAAGCACCCACAAAAGUGUGAGCCCUGCCUCGGGCCAAGCAGCCGUGGGGAACCUCCCUUUCUGAAGAAACUGAUGCUUGAGCCCCAACGUGCUGACACACCUACUGCUUGGCUCAAACUGUAGUCUUUCGUCAGGGGAAACUGGGGUCCUGCCCAGCCUGGCCACCCCCUCCUGAGCCAGGGUGCCCCAGGGAUAAGGGAUGCCCAGGGAGAGCACUUGUGGAAGGUUCUGGAAAAGGAGGUGCUGAGGUGGUGUGGAGGGGCUGGUCCCUGACACCUGGGUAGAUGGGGUCCCCUUCUGUCUCUCCACCCUGUACCCUGUACAAGCAGGACUUUGCUUUUUUCCUCCAGAGUUUUCUUCAAGAGGGACUUGGACCCAUGAGGGCUGCCCCAAGAGCUGGGGUGCCAUAGGGUGAAGGAAGAGCUGUGUGUGGCUCCAUUUGGAGGUGGAAGUGGGCUGGAGAACUCUGGAGGAGACCUGGGGCAGAGGGCUGCUGGCAGAAGGACUUUUCUUCUGCCCUUAGAGCUGUCAGCUUUGUCCUAGGCUCCCUAGCCCACCCUGCUCAGUUUUUAAGCCCUCCCAACUGGGGCUGGCUGCCUUGGUCUUGAGGGGUCCCGGCCCCCCAGCCUGCUCCUCUGCCUGUGAGUUAUUGAGGGGCUCGUGGAGGGGUCCCUUGAGACUUUCCAGAGCACUAGAGCACCACCCACGCCUUUCCUAGCAUUUCUCCUUGGGGAAUCAGGCUGCAGAAGUCUCAAGCCAGUGUCCCCGAGGCCUCUCUGCCACUGGAAUGCCCACCCCAGCCCUGCCAGAGCUGGCAGCCCCUCCUGGCCAUGGCAGGACCAUCGCCACUCCUGGGCGCUCCUUAGCCCAGCUCUCCCCUGCUCCUCCCCAUCCUCUGCAGUAGUGGGUGCAUUCUCUUGCUUGAGAGGUUGCACUGUCAAACCUCUCAUUGGCUGGCCCCUCCCGUGCCUCCAUUACACCCUCUCCCCUGCCCUGGGCCUGUCUUCACCUCAGGGUCCCUCUUCUUUGGGAUGAAAGGGCCCUUGGGUUUCCCAGCUGCUUCCUGCUCAGCUGAGCCACUGCCUUCCAUCCUGAGGUUGGGGGGAGCAGGGAGAGGGCCUCCAUAGCAACUUUGCUUUCCCAGGAACUGGUUUGCACACCCCCGUGUGGGGGGCUCGACUGUGCCUUAGCUCCUGAUCCCAGCUCUUGCCUCCUUGUUGGGCUCCCAGAGAGGGGAUUGUGGUGAUGUUGGAAGUGGGAUUUCCUGAUGGGACCAGGUGGGGUGGAGACGGGGAGGCUGGGGAUGGCAGGGCUGUGACAGCAGGGCUCUCCACCAUCUGCUUCUACUCCCUUGCUCCCCUUUUGAAUUCUGACACUCCAGCCUCUGGGUCCCUAGAAUAGGAGGGGAGCAGCCCUCUCCCUGGGAUUGCCCUUAGGGCUCUUCCUGCCAAAGAACAGCCACAAGCUUCCCUGAGGGUGGAGACUGAGGAACAGCAGCACUGGUGCCCAUGGCAGUUCCCAGUGUCCCUUCCCCAAACUGAUGGGCUCACAAGUUCCCCCUCUCACCUGCCUCUGCUCCUCUUGUCGGAGGACUGGAGUUCAGAUUUUCCUGGCUUUGGGAGCAGACAGACCAGAGCCACUAGCCAUUCCGGAAACUUCUUAUAGCUGCCUUCACGCAAAACUGCUUUCUUCUCCCUUUCCGAUGUCAACAUUUGAAGAGGGGGAGCUCCUGGGGGCUCCUUUUCCUGUCUUGAGAGGAAGCUGAGUGUAUGGACCAGGGAGAGGAAGGACGUCACCCUCUUCUUCCUCUCCUGGGUCUACUGCUGACUUCUCAGUGGGUCAUGAAGGCUCCCUGGGUUCAGCUCUUCCCAUUCAGCAACAUAGUAAUACCUACCUCACAGGGUUGUUGUGAGGCUUGGCAAAUUUUGUCUAUGAUAUUUUUUUGAUUUGGCAAGGGAUCUGGGAAUCCAGGUGUUAUAAUUGGAGGAAUUUUUCCAGAUCCGUUCUGUCCCCAUCUCUAUGUCCCAUCCCUAUGACACUCACACACACACCCUCACACAUACACACACACUCAC